AUGUCGUCGCCUACUAAACGCAUCGCCAUCGUCGGCGCAGGCCCCAGUGGCCUCUCUGCCAUCAAAGAAUUCACCGCGGCUGGCUUCGAGGUGCAGUGCUUCGAGCGCGCCCACGCCAUCGGAGGCCAAUGGCUCUAUGACCCAAACCCGACAGCGGACACGCAUUCCUCCAUUUACAACGGCGUCAUUCUCAAUUCAUGCCGUGAGCCCUCCGCCUUUGGCGAUUUCCCGCUUGAUCCGGCGCGGUAUCCGAUUUUUUACCAUCACUCGCUUCAUUUACGGUAUCUCAACGAGUUCGCGGCGCAUUUCGGCUUGCUGAAGCACAUCCAGUUCCGGACGACGGUCGUAGGCUGCUCGCCGACGAGUGAGGGCGGCUGGGAGCUUCGCAUUCGCAGUGAAAACGAAAACGGCACUGAAGAUGAGGCUGUUCUGACUUUUGAUGCUGUCGUGUGCGGGACCGGCCUCGGCAACAGACCGAAGAUCCCUGAAUUCCCGGGGAGGGCCAAGUUCAAGGGGGAGGUUUUUCAUAGUCACUACUAUCGUAAACCGACCCCCCUCGAGGGAAAGAAGGUGGUGAUUGUCGGCCUCGGGCCCACGGCCAUUGAUCUUGCGUGCGAAAUCGGGCCCCUCGCAAAGGACCUCAGGAUCGUGAACAAGCGCGGCGCGUGGGUUCUGCCCCGGUUCAUCCUAGGAAAGCCGACAGAAGCAUUGAACAGCCGAGCCAGCGCAACAUGGCUUCCUUUCAGCGUACAGGCAUUCCUCUUCAAGCAGGUCUUCAACAAUCUCGUUGGCAAGCAGCCGGCGGUAUUGCAGCCGUCACAUCACAUCAUGGCGCAGAACGCAGCUGUGCGGAGCGACUUCACCGAGAAGCUGAAGUCGGGUGUUUUCAACCUCCACCGCUCCGACAUUACCUCGUUCACCGAGAGCGGCGUCCUCCUCGACGACGGCACCACCCUCGAAGCCGACGUCGUCAUCCUCAGCACCGGCUACCACCACGCGGACUACCCAUUCUUACCCCCCGGGACCAUCGAGAGCAAAGACGCCCCGGCACCGCACAUCGACUUGUACAAACACAUCGUCCCGCCUCGGGCAAAGAACUUGUUCAUCAUGGGUAAUGUAGAGGUGGUGGGACCCGCAUCGGCAAUUAUCGAGGGGCAGGCCCGGUGGAUCACGGCGGUCCUGCAAGGAACGAUACAGCUGCCGAACGAAGAAGACAUGAUGAAGGACAUCCGCGCGUUCCGGGCGUGGCAAGCGAAGCACUUUAUCAACUCCGCCAGGCACAUAAUAUCCGUCGAGUUGAACUCGUACGUCGACGGGCUGUUGGCGCCUCUGGGUGCUGUCCCGUCGGCGUGGAAGCUGCUGGGGAGGGUGUUUACGACUGGGAAGCCGUUGAGGGCGCUCAAGGUAUACCUGGCGGUAUUCUUUGAGAUCCAGGUGAGCGCGCAGUGGAGAUUGUUCGGGGCGGGAAGUAAGACGGAGCUUGCGGAGGAGACGCUGUUGAGGGUUGCUGCUGGCAAAGAGGCUUUGAGCGAUGGCGAGAAGGCAUGGCUCAAGACUUGA
Molecule: messenger RNA, 1560 nt
Organism: Colletotrichum truncatum
Lineage: Eukaryota; Fungi; Ascomycota; Sordariomycetes; Glomerellales; Glomerellaceae
Product: dimethylaniline monooxygenase
Molecular function (GO): NADP binding; N,N-dimethylaniline monooxygenase activity; flavin adenine dinucleotide binding
Source: RefSeq, a predicted model, not a curated record